AUGCUGAGCACAGUUUCCGGUCCACUGCUGCUGGCAUUCUUGCUGGGAUGGCUGGUGGUGGUGUCUACAGGGGAGCAAUGCUUGCCCUACGCCAUUCCGCCUGCAGAACGGAGGAGCUUACAAAGUGAUACUGGCACAUUUCCAUUGGGUCUGUGGGUCAAUGGCAACUCACAUGAUGUCGGAGUCAGUGCGGCCUUCAGUAUUCUAGUGGAGGAGAUUGUCGGCAUCCAUGUUUUUACGGAUCCCCGUCGCCCAAAAAAUGUCAAGCACGCAUUUUACGCGAUCGCUGGAUGCGAGGAAAACGCAACAUCAGGCUGGGUAUGCGAAGGGAAGGAGUCGCGGAUACAUGUCAUGCUGUCAGCCUACAUGCUCUACAACGAGGAUGAACUUGCAGCUGUGAACCGCAUGCGAAUGGGUGGCAUCAUCACUGUGCUGGGUUCCGUGGGAUAUUCCCUCUUUGAAGGCUUGCAUGUCAGCCAAUCCCUGAUAGCAAAAGCCUGGGAGACCCAAGGCUUGGCCUUGGAGUAUUAUCGCAGCUAUCAUUACAAUCAAAAUCCAUCAGCGGCUUUUAACAAAAUUUCAGAGGUGAACACUUCCGACCUUGUCCCUUGUGCUGAGUGGGGUAUCUAUUCCCCGCACGUGUUGGACAUGUACUUGAAGCUGACAGGAGAUUUGGAUGGUUUAGAUGUGGCAGACGGCUCUUUCCGUCCACGUUGCCACCAGCAGAAUUGGUGGCUUUCCCCCACGUGCCGUUCAAAUACCACGGAAUGCAUCCCCUGCAUCACGUGUGUAACUUGGGGGUAUAUAUGGUAUGUUGAAGAGAUCAUGCAGAAAGCAGCAGUUUUCAGCAUUCCAAUGGCCUUGGCUGGAGGGAGUGGUUGUGGACCAGGCGGAUCAUUUGAAAAGCUCCCGCUGACGUAUGACAUGCUCUUCUAUUCCUGGGGGCCAGAUAUAACCUUUCAGUCGUUGCAGCCCGUGAAGAUCAUAUUUCCUGUUUCAAACCAAAUGGAACAUGAACAAAAUAUUUUCACGUCGGCACGAGCUGAAAUUGAUCAAGAGAUCCUGGCGCAUUUGGACUUGCAACAGUGGGCUCCGGAAGUGUUGGGCCUCCUCAAGAAUUUGAAUUGGCAGGCAGAUGAUGUCUCGGACAUGCUGGGACACCAUGCUUCUUCCAUGGAACCCUCAGAUAUUUGGCAGGCCGCCUGCACGUGGCUUCAAACCAACGAAGCUACGUGGAAAAGCUGGAUACCAAGCAGAAACAGCUGCUAUGCUGGUCAGGGCAUGUAUUCUGAGGCCACACAAGCCUUUGUUCAGGAGCGACAGGCUGAGACAAUUUGCCAGCCAUGUCCACCCGGAACGUACUCAGCCCUGGUAAGCGACAAGAUAGGGGACACUGCCGAAUGCCGCCAAUGUGAACCUGGUUUCAGACAGGCUUCGUAUGCAGCCGUCACAUGCGAUCCGUGUCUUGCAGGAACAUUUGCUUCGCAGAAGGGUUCCACGUCCCUUAGCUUCUAUAGGUUUAGGCAUAAGAACGUGUUCAUGCGCUUCCAAAGCCUUUCGACUGUUGCCCAUCGCAUGUAA
Messenger RNA from Symbiodinium pilosum, 1581 nucleotides. Lineage: Eukaryota; Dinophyceae; Suessiales; Symbiodiniaceae. The record is from the annotation of a GenBank genome assembly.